AUGUUCUACAUGAUCGGAAUCAACUUCCUGCGGUCCCUCAUCGUCGCUGUCAAAUACGGGUGGGUGAGUCGGCAGGCCAGAAAACGCCGCUCAUGGCACACCGACAGCUAUGUGUCUCUACCGUGCAGCUAUGUGUCGCGUCGCAACUACCGCGCUCGUGGAGAGCGGCUUGUGGACCAAAACGAGUUCUUGAACGAGCUCAUGAUCAGAGGCUGGAUCAAUAUCAAACCGCACAGUAAGCACGCCAAAGGGGCCAUCCAUCCAUCCAUCCAUUCAUCCAUCCAUCACAUCUCCUCACCUCGCAGUUGCCCAGCGAGAGGUGGAGGAUUGUUCGGAGAGGCUGAAGGUCUGCAGAACGGCCCGACUGCGAUUUGCACUCACCGAGGACACCGAACAAGUAAUCCACACACACGCCAUCGACCUCCUCACAUCUUUCGAUAGAUGGCAAUGCGUGCAGUUCACGGCGUCCGCCCACUUCAUGCGGCUGCUCGGCAUCUCGGACACCAGCCAGUUUUACACUUAUCGACAGCACCUACCCGGGACACAAACCGACUCGCAGCAACCGGCCAAGAAACACGCCAAGAGACCCAAGAAGAGAAAGCGCCGCGCCUCUUUCGACCUCACCAAUGCCAUCUCUGGCCGAAAUCCGGCUGUUCCGAUGCUGGACGUACGUGAAGCGGAAGAGAUCAUUGAGGGCGAUGUUCUCAUGGAGGAGGGGAAACAGCAAUGGACACUGCCAGUGUCCGGCUCGCCUCGCUCUGUCCGCCGGCGCAUGUCUCUUGGGUCGCUGUACGAUGAGGGCAUUGUGAUAUGCGACGUGCCCGUCAUCACCCUGGCCCAUUACUUUGUGUCUCAUGCGGUAAAGAAGGGUGUCUCGUCUGUGACGCUGUUGGAGCUGUUUCUGUUCUCGGCUGUCAUUGUGAGCCUGCCUGCUGUGGCAAGGGUGGUCGACGGCUACCAUCCAUUCGGUGACAAUACGCUGGUACACACACAUGCCCAUGGACGGAUGGAUGGAUGCAUCAGUGGAUGGCAGUGUGCGUCUUUGCGUGUACCAAGGCCCAGUUGGUGAUUGGGUGUUACUUCAUUCCCACGGCCCUCAACACGUUCUCCAACUACCUCUUCCUCAUUUCUGCCUUCCUGUGAGCUGUUACACCCACGGCGUGCAAGACAGAAUCCACACACACAGGGGCUCCAUGGCACUCUGCGAUCGACAUUCGGACGUGCUGGAUCGUGGCUUCAGUGACUUCUCUCGUCGGCGUCUGCUCAUGAACUGCUGCGGCGCAUUGCUGACCAACGACCUUGACGACGAGGAGCGGGUGGCCAUCGACACGGGAGACGACCCAAUGAUCGUCAAACUGCCCGUCCUCGACAUGGCGGACUUAUCAACGAUCAGGUAUGUGGCCGUCUCUUUCCUUGCCUACUUUACCGAGUUUGUUUGUGCGAAGGCGUUUCUAUGCAUGUCUCUGAGACGGGGAUGGUGCAGGACUUUCUUGUUGUUGCGGCGGCUGCUGAUGGACUGGGGUCGGCGUUACCUCAAGCGGAUUACCAUGUUUGUGGGCUUUUUCUUCGCAACCAACAUUGCUCUCAUCGGAUGGUGAGACACACGCGAGAGACAGCGAACACACACCACACAGACACACAAACCAAAGCUCGCCGAAACAAGGGUCUCUUGUCUACAUAUCAGGUUCCUGUAUGAGCUAUACGCCUUACAAAUCUUCCGGUAGGUACACUUCACGCCAACCAACCCGUCGAUCGAUCAUGCAUUCAUCGAGAUCCGCCUUUUUUAAUCAGGCUUUCGACCGUCAUCAUAGCAGGUGGGCGGCUUGUUCGCCAUGUGUCUCCUCCCCUUCUGCUCCUGCAUGUUUGUGUGUGUGUGUGUGUACAGGCACCCACAAUCUGCUGCUGUCUGUGUGUUUCGUGAUACUGGUGAUAAACGGCAUGGCCAUCAACAAGAGCGCCGAGCGACACGCAUACCUGCUCGUUAGACACCAGGUAGGUACCCUACACAUGACAUGCGCACAUGUGCCUACAAAACACGAGCCUCCCCCGCCCCCCUCCCUGUCUGCUUUCAGGACCGUCUGUCGACGAUGCUGCAGCUGCGGCUGGUGGAGGUUGCUGGGGACAGCAUUCUGGCGCACACCGAUCAGGUCGAAAUCGUCCCUGUCUCUUGCUGCCCACACAACAAGGGCAUGCACCCGCAUCAACCGAGCGAGAUCGUCAAGAACGAGACAGAGGAGGACGAGCAGGAGCAGAAUGGGGCAGAAGAGGCGGACGACCAUAUCACGAUCCCAGUGCCAUGUACGUCUCUUGUUAUCAUGUGUUGCUGCACUGUCUCCCUUUCUCCCCUUUGAUGCAGAUGAUGUUCUCUCUCCGCCCCGGCCAACUGCGCAGCUACAGAUGGACCAGCCGGCGAUUGAGAAGCUUGAGAAGCCCACGGACGUAUUGCCCCCAGUAGCCAUCGGAUCGCCCAUGGCGCCGCUUGACCACCAGGAGGCCAUGGUGAUGAGCACCAGCGGCAGUCUGUCCACCGACCCAGUGCUGCAUGAGCUCAACCUGGCCAGCGCACGGCUGACGAUGCUCGCCAACCAAAUCACACUCGACAGAGACCAGAACCCCAUUUCUAUCAUGGGCUUCUAUGCCGGCAUGGAGCUGCUGCGGGCCGUCUCGGUCAUCCCUAUCGCCACUCUGACGGCCGUCGGUCAGUACUUCUCGCAGAAUGGUGUGUAGGUAAAGUGUGCAGCGAGGCAGGGACCGAGGAAGUGGGCCUGGGUGCGUGCAUGGGAGUAGAGAAUGGCGGUAAAGAUGACGCGAGAUGGGCUGUGACCGAACAGGCAAUGUUG
Molecule: messenger RNA, 2840 nt
Organism: Vitrella brassicaformis
Lineage: Eukaryota; Vitrellaceae
Source: the annotation of a GenBank genome assembly